AUGCGUGUUGUGAGUACCAUCCUGCUGGCAGUUUCAGCCUCUGUUCUUGCCAUCACGAGUGGAGAGUCGACGAACGAUCUCGCCGAGGCCGCUUCCAUCAGACUUCCACAGCAGGGUGUUGCUUAUGUCAAAAGCCUGCGACAUCUUAAAAAGCAUGACGACGAACUGGCGAUUGAAGAGAGGGGCAUUCGGACCUGGAUCAUGGCUUUUCUUAGAAACCAGGAUGAUAUGGAUGCAAAGGCAGCAGAGAUGAUCAAGGGCAAAACCCUUGAGGAAGCGGAGAAAAUUUUCGACGAUCUUGCGGACAGCAUCGUGCCCCUUUUCAAAGAUAUGAAGCACAAGGGAAUCACUCCAGAAACGUUGCAAGGUCAUGUCAAGUUUCGAAAACUAACGAAAACGAAAAAAAGUAUCUACCGAAGCUCUAUAAGAAGUAUUGGGAGAUCUUCCCGCGAGCUUAAAAUUAGAUGA
Molecule: messenger RNA, 468 nt
Organism: Phytophthora infestans T30-4
Lineage: Eukaryota; Oomycota; Peronosporomycetes; Peronosporales; Peronosporaceae
Product: secreted RxLR effector peptide protein, putative
Exons: 1
Coding region: 1-468 (155 amino acids)
Source: RefSeq, a predicted model, not a curated record